GACCCCUCACUACGGGGUUACGCCCCGCCCCAUUUCACGUCUUCACGAGGCCGGAUCACAGCCGGGUUGCGAGUAACCGUCGCCCACGAAAGGUCCACCACCCGACCUGAUCUCUGCCUCUCCCUUCGGCCUUGGCGUUGUGGCAACGACACCCCAAGCAGACUGCGCACCAAACACCCGCCGCGCACGGUCCGCCCGCCCCCCAACAAAAAGCUACGGCCUCUCUGCUCUCGGGAGCACGGAUGGAUCCCAGGUUAAGGGCAGUGCUGAGCCAUGGGGGUGCAGGCGGUGGCGGGGCGAGGGGAGGAGGAGGCGGCGACGCGCACUACAGGGGCGUGAGGAAGCGGCCGUGGGGCAGGUACGCGGCCGAGAUCCGCAACCCGUGGAAGAAGACGCGGGUGUGGCUGGGCACGUUCGACACCCCCGUGGAGGCCGCCCUCGCGUACGACCGCGCCGCGCGCACCUUCCGCGGCGCCAAGGCCAGGACCAACUUCCCCGACAGCGCCGGCGCCAACCACCACCGCAGCCCGCACCACAUGGCGCCACUCCCGCGCCAACCCCCGCCGCAGGCCGCCGUCACGUUCGGCGCCGUCGGCCUCGACUGCCCUUCGCCGUGGCAUUUCGUCUACUUGCUGCCCCCAGCAGCCGUGGCCACGACGCCGCCGGUGGCCGCGCCGCCGCCGUCGACCGCGCUGGAGCUCGGCACGGGCCAAAGCCGCGGCGGCCUGCCGUUCGACCUCAACGAGGCGCCGUCGUGCUGACGACCCGGAUCGUGGCGCGGCAGCUGCAGAUGUGGUGAGCAGGUGAGGUGACAGGUGAGGGCCGGGCGGGGAGCACUGGUCCGGCUAGCUGUACAUAGCUAUUUAAGGAAGGAUGAGCCCUGUCUUUGUACGGCUCGCUCACCUGUUCUCGUUUAAGCGUUGCCAUUCUGUGUCGGCAACAAUGGUGGCUCGGCAACAAUGGUGGGUGGAGAGGCUAGAGAGCGGAUGCUAAUUUCACCGCAGCAGGAUGGUGGUGUUUGGCGCGGGGAACGAAAGCGGCAGUGGGUUCGGGUGGGUGCCUGGAGGGAAGCUCGAUUCGCAGGCACUGACGGCGCCGCGAGGAGGGCGCUCUCGUGCGGUCGUCGUGCGCGCCCACCGCCCAGGCCGCUGCUGUACUUUUUUCGGGCAGACGGCUCGCCCCAGUAUUACCACUUGCACA
Molecule: messenger RNA, 1200 nt
Organism: Panicum virgatum (switchgrass)
Lineage: Eukaryota; Viridiplantae; Streptophyta; Magnoliopsida; Poales; Poaceae
Product: ethylene-responsive transcription factor 4-like
Exons: 1
Coding region: 243-761 (172 amino acids)
Biological process (GO): regulation of DNA-templated transcription
Molecular function (GO): DNA-binding transcription factor activity; DNA binding
Source: RefSeq, a predicted model, not a curated record